Molecule: messenger RNA, 980 nt
Organism: Panicum hallii
Lineage: Eukaryota; Viridiplantae; Streptophyta; Magnoliopsida; Poales; Poaceae
Product: 50S ribosomal protein L3, chloroplastic-like
Exons: 2
Coding region: 58-846 (262 amino acids)
Biological process (GO): translation
Cellular component (GO): ribosome; chloroplast envelope
Molecular function (GO): structural constituent of ribosome
Source: RefSeq, a predicted model, not a curated record
AGCCCCCCUAUCCCAAUCGAAUUCAAGCCGGAGCAGCCACUCCCACUGGAAUCAGGAAUGGCCAUGGCGGCCGUGGGCAUAGCCGGCGGGGCACUGGCGCCCCUCCUCCCCCCGCAGCGCGGCGCCCGCCGCUGCGCGGUCUCGUUCAGGCGCGCGGCGUCGGUGGCGGUGCGCGCGUCGUACGAGGCCGGGGUGGGCGUGAUGGCAACCAAGGUGGGGAUGAUGACCUACUUCGACCCGGCCACCGGGAAGCCGGUGCCGGUGACGGUCGUCGGGUUCCGGGAGGGGAACGUGGUGACGCAGGUGAAGACGGCGGCCACGGACGGGUACGACGCCGUGCAGGUCGGGUACCACGGCGUGCGCGAGGACAAGCUCACGCGCCCGGAGCUGGGCCACCUGGGCAAGGCCGGCGCGCCGCCGCUGCGGCACCUGCAGGAGUUCAGGCUCACCGCCGUCGACGCGUUCGAGCCCGGCCAAGAGCUCGACUUCGCCGAGCUCUUCAAGGAGGGCGACCUCGUCGACGUAUCCGGCAACUCCAUCGGCAAGGGGUUCCAAGGUGGCAUCAAGAGGCACAACUUCAAGCGUGGGUUAAUGACUCACGGUUCCAAGAGCCACAGGCAACUGGGUUCCAUUGGUGCUGGAACAACGCCAGGGCGGGUGUACAAGGGGAAGAAGAUGCCUGGGAGGAUGGGAGGAACCAAGACCAAGAUCAGGAAGCUCAAGAUCGUCAAGAUUGACAACGACCUCCGGGUCCUCAUGAUCAAGGGCGCUGUUCCGGGGAAGCCUGGUAACCUCCUCCGCAUCGCACCUGCCAAGAUCGUCGGCAAGAACAUCCCCAAGAACUAGAAUUUUUCACAGAACUUUGAGUGUUCCCCACCCUGCUGCAAACUGGAUGUAAUUUCUUCGCCAAUUACCAGUUUUUGUAUACACAAGAUUUCAGAUUAGUAAUCAUCAGAUACGAGUGUUAUCGUCCGUUCUGC